Bombus huntii is the source of this 1011-nucleotide messenger RNA. RefSeq names its product reactive oxygen species modulator 1. The record is from RefSeq and is a predicted model, not a curated record. Bases 164 to 400 code for a protein of 78 amino acids. Gene Ontology annotation, cellular component: TIM23 mitochondrial import inner membrane translocase complex. Lineage: Eukaryota; Metazoa; Arthropoda; Insecta; Hymenoptera; Apidae. Gene Ontology annotation, biological process: protein import into mitochondrial matrix; protein insertion into mitochondrial inner membrane. The transcript has 4 exons.
AAGAAGCAGCCAUCUUGCAUUAUAAACGGAAAAACUGACAUGGCAUCUUCCUUACAUUGCUCGUGCGAAUUGUGCUAAGGAUUUACCAGUUGUAAAAGACAAAAAAUCGUAAUAAAACGAAAACUAAUUAGAAGUUCCAAAGUUGUACGCUUAAAUCAAUAAAAUGCCGGCCGUACCAGGCAUGUAUCAACAAGCUCCUUCAUGCUGGGAUAGGAUGAAGCUUGGUUUUAUGAUUGGAUUUUGUGUUGGUAUGGCAUCUGGUGUUUUGUUUGGCGGGUAUUCUGUUGUUAGAUAUGGACUAAGAGGAAGGGAAUUGAUAAACAACGUUGGAAAAGCGAUGAUUCAAGGUGGUGGGACAUUUGGAACAUUCAUGGCCAUAGGAAGCGGAAUAAGAUGCUAGUAUUUGAAGACUGAUAUGUUGGAGAUUUAGGAUACAAAAAAAGUAGAAGAUGGACAAGAGAUACAUGACCCUAUGAGUAUGUUCUGAGUGUGGGUAACAAGAAGAAAUUGUGAGAAAUAAGGAUAAUGAAAAUGAUAGAAAGGUAUUAGUAAUUCAAAUUCGUAACAAACGCUCGAUAAACUUUAUUUUUCCGUAUAUCACAUGGCACGAUCGGGAGCUUCCGAUCAAACGCAUAUAUAGCGAUCUGCAACGGUCGUAAUUUCCAUGUGCAUGCGUGUCAGAGCAUUAGAAAAAAUGUGUUAUUAGACGUGGCUUUCGCAAAACUCUCGAGUAUAAGAGAAUAUAUCGUCUCGACAUAGUAGGUCUUCGCUACAAGCCCGGUAAGGCUGUGCUAUUAAGGCACUCUAUGCCAGGAAUAUGUUCAAAGUGCACGAGCGGUAUAAACAGGAUUCAUGAAAUAUAUAAUGUAUAUAUAAUAGAUAUCUCUAUAAAAGAAACGAAAGUACAUUGUAUGACAAAUGGUAAAUAAACAUACAUACAUAUGCAGACUCGUAGUUCAAGGGAAAUUAAAACUAGGCGUAUCCUAAAAAUAAUUGGACGGCGGUCUAUAA